Nannospalax galili (Upper Galilee mountains blind mole rat) is the source of this 4444-nucleotide messenger RNA. It is a transcript of the gene Samd4b, whose product is annotated as sterile alpha motif domain containing 4B. Gene Ontology annotation, biological process: nuclear-transcribed mRNA poly(A) tail shortening; lipid metabolic process; intracellular signal transduction. The transcript is spliced from 13 exons. Gene Ontology annotation, molecular function: translation repressor activity; protein binding; mRNA binding. The coding region runs from base 364 to 2448 and encodes 694 amino acids. Lineage: Eukaryota; Metazoa; Chordata; Mammalia; Rodentia; Spalacidae. The record is from RefSeq and is a predicted model, not a curated record. Gene Ontology annotation, cellular component: P-body.
GCGGCGGCGGCGGUGGUGGUGGCGGUGGUCGGUGCGGGAGGAGGGAGGGGAGCUAGCGGGCCAGAGAGAGGGGCGACGGCGACGGCGGCGGCGGUGGCGGUGGCGGCGGUCUGAGGAGGCCUGGGCGGCGGUGGAGGCACAGGCGGAGGCCGAAGCGGAACCUGGAGAGGUGUGGCUGGACCAAGACCUCCCCUGAUGUAAGCAGGCUCCAUCCUCCCCCUACCACCCAUUGCCACCACGUCAGGGGACGGCCUCAAGCCCUGGCCCUCAGAGGAGAGGUAACAGGAGCCCAGAACCGAGACCAUGUGACGGCGCUGGCCCUUGCCACCGCCGUCCCCCCACCCUGGCCCCAGGCCUGGCACCAUGAUGUUCCGAGACCAAGUGGGCAUCCUCGCUGGCUGGUUCAAGGGCUGGAAUGAAUGUGAGCAGACAGUGGCCCUGCUGUCACUUCUGAAGCGGGUUACCCGUACCCAAGCCCGCUUUCUGCAGCUCUGCCUGGAACACUCAUUGGCAGACUGCAGUGACAUCCAGCUGCUGGAGUCAGAGGCCAACAGCGCUGCCAUCGUCAGCCAGUGGCAGCAGGAGUCCAAAGAGAAGGUGGUGUCCCUCCUGCUAUCCCACCUGCCCCUGCUUCAGCCAGGCAACACGGAGGCCAAGUCGGAGUACAUGAGACUGCUGCAGAAGGUGCUGGCCUACUCUAUUGAGAGCAAUGCCUUCAUCGAGGAGAGCCGCCAGCUCCUCUCCUAUGCCCUCAUCCAUCCAGCCACCACGCUGGAGGACCGAAACGCGCUUGCCCUCUGGCUGAGCCACCUGGAAGAACGGCUGGCUAGUGGUUUCCGCACCCGGCCUGAGCCCUCCUACCACUCACGCCAGGGCUCUGAUGAGUGGGGAGGACCUGCAGAGCUAGGUCCUGGAGAGGCAGGGCCAGGCUGGCAGGAUAAGCCCCCCCGAGAAAACGGACAUGUGCCCUUUCACCCAUCCAGCUCAGUGCCGCCCGCCAUCAACAGUAUUGGGAGUAACGCAAACACAGGUCUCCCCUGCCAAAUCCACCCUAGCCCACUGAAGCGCUCCAUGUCACUCAUCCCUACAAGCCCCCAGGCCCCUGGUGAGUGGCCGAGUCCAGAGGAGCUUGGGGCCCGGGCUGCUUUCACCACGGCCGACCACGCACCCCUUUCGCCGCAGAGCAGUGUGGCCUCCUCUGGCAGUGAGCAGACGGAGGAGCAGGGCUCCAGCCGCAACACUUUCCAGGAGGAUGGCAGCGGGAUGAAAGAUGUGCCCUCGUGGCUCAAGAGUCUGCGCUUACACAAGUAUGCUGCUCUGUUCUCACAGAUGAGCUAUGAGGAAAUGAUGACCCUGACUGAGCAACACCUGGAGUCACAGAAUGUCACCAAAGGUGCCCGCCACAAGAUAGCCCUGAGCAUCCAGAAGCUGCGCGAGAGGCAGAGUGUCCUCAAGUCCCUAGAGAAGGAUGUGCUGGAAGGCGGGAAUCUGCGGAAUGCUCUGCAAGAGCUGCAGCAGAUCAUCAUCACCCCCAUCAAAGCCUACAGUGUCCUUCAGGCCACUGUGGCUGCUGCUGCCACCACCCCUACUGCCAAGGAUGGGGGUCGGGGGGAGCCACUGCUGCCAGGUGCUGAGCCACCCCUCACCCACCCUGGAACAGACAAGGGCACUGAGGCCAAGGACCCUCCGGCUGCAGAGAACUAUCCUCCUCCACCAGUUCCAGCUCCCUCUGAUAGCAGCGAGCCAGCCCCAGCUCCUGUUGCCGAUGGCGACAUCCCCAGCCAGUUUACACGGGUGAUGGGCAAAGUGUGCACCCAGCUGCUGGUGUCCCGACCAGAUGAGGAGAAUAUCACCAGUUACCUCCAGCUCAUCGAAAAGUGCCUGACUCACGAGGCUUUCACAGAGACGCAGAAGAAGCGGCUGCUGUCCUGGAAGCAGCAAGUGCUGAAGCUUCUCCGGACAUUUCCACGCAAGGCUGCUCUGGACGUGCAGAACUACCGGCAACAGAAGGGCUGGGCAUUCGGCUCCAAUUCGCUCCCCAUAGCUGGCUCUGUGGGGAUGGGGGUGGCCAGGCGAACCCAGCGGCAGUUCCCAAUGCCUCCUCGGGCCCUCCCACCUGGCAGGAUGGGCCUCCUGAGCCCUUCAGGCAUUGGGGGAGUUUCCCCUCGACAUGCCCUCACCAGCCCCAGCCUUGGGGGCCAGGGCCGACAGAACCUGUGGUUUGCCAACCCUGGAGGCAGCAACAGCAUGCCCAGCCAGAGCCGCAGCUCCGUGCAGCGCACCCACUCGCUCCCGGUCCAUUCGUCACCCCAGGCCAUUCUCAUGUUCCCUCCAGACUGCCCGGUUCCUGGGCCUGACCUGGAGAUCAAUCCCACCCUGGAGUCUCUGUGUCUGAGCAUGACAGAACACGCCUUAGGUGAUGGGACAGACAAAACCUCCACCAUCUGACGGGACCCACAGCCCAGCGCACCCAUAGGCUCCCCGGGCGGCGGGCGGGGCCAUCCCCCAACGGGCUUCUCCUCGGCAGCAAAAGGGUGGGCUGGCACAGCUAUACAUUCUAGUAUUUUUCUACUCUCUCAUCCUUUUAACUUUUGUUUAACAUUGGCACAUGCCUUGCUCACUCCUAGGCCCGUUGAGGGAUCUCGGCUGAGGCCAGGGAAUAGAGGGGGCAGCCAGGAUAAAGGGGGCAAGGACCAACCAGACUGCCUGCCCCUUCCCUCCCAAAUCCCCCACUGGCCCCAUCCCACCCCUGCCUCUUCCAGACUGCUGACACCUGUCCCUCUCUGAGGGAGCAGACCCCUAGAGACAAACCUUGUGCAGCCUGCUCAGAAACAUGACAAUGGGGGAAUGAGCAGUGUGGACAGCCUGCUCGCCACUAUGUCACUGGAGAGGAGCCCUCUCCCCUGCCCCUACUCUUCCCCAUUCUGCCAUUCCCUGGGACAGGCGCCAUCUUCCUCCCCUCUUGCCCUGUUUAUCAGAGGUUCUCUAAAAUUAAUUUCUUAGGCCUAUUUAAGAUACAUAUUUAUAUAGUUCUUAACGGUUUUUCUCUGAUCAUUCCCUGUCAUUUUUAGAGUCCCCAGGCCUUUCUCUGAGCCAGGACAGUGGCAGGGGGAGCCUGAACUUUGAGGGGAGAGGGCAGAGCCCCCUCCUCCAGUCCCCCUUGCCCUUCCCCAAUCCCAGCCCCCAGAUGCAGAGGUUGAAGGUGGGCAGCCUGGACAGCGGUGAGGUCAGGAAGUCUGUUGCCUUAAUGUCCCCUUCCUCCACUGAUACACCCUUCUCAAUCCUCAGGUCUGUUGGUGAUAGACUUGGGGGUAGGAACCCAAGAAAGGGGAUUGUUCGGUUUUUGGUUUUUUUCCCACCCCUCUUUCUUUCAACCUCUCCUACCCCCCCCCGCCCCCCUGUUAUGUCAUGACCUCAUGUAAGUGGAACACUAUAUCAUAACCCAGAGGUGCAGCCUGGCCCGAGUCAUACAAACCCUUUGCUCCCUUGUUAUUGAUGAGGGCUGGUGCUGGGGCCCAGGUGGAGGGAGGGGAUUUGGGGGUUCAGAUUGUGGGGAAGCCAUGGUUCCCCUAUUCCAACCCCUUUUGCCCCCCUCAUUGGGACAUUCUCAAGCUUUUCACACCGAAAAGGAAAAAAAAUGUUAUUUUUAGAUACAUUUUAUGAAUAACUUUUGUUAUGAAUAUGGCUGGUAACCAUUGUGUAUGUUAUUAAAGAUACAAAAUGUUGGGGAAAAAAAAAAAAUUGAAAACCACAGUCCUCCCUGCACUGUCAGCCCAUCCCCUAGACCUUGCCCCUGCCUCCUGGUCCCUCCCCUGCUCUGAGCCCAGCGAGGGAGAACCCAGGGGGUAGAGUGGCCCUGGGGACCUGCAUCUGGUCCCCACCUCCUCCCAGUGCCGGGCUGGGCGGGGUGUCAGGUGUAUUUAUGUACCUCUUGCACACUCAUCAACCUAUGCAAGUCCCCACCCCGGCCCUCCAGGUUUCUGUGCCUUUGCUCAUUCCCCUCAAGCUCCCGGGCUUCUCCAGCCCCUCCCAGUAGCCGUGGGAAGCGGGGUGAACAGCCACCUGUUUGGAAUAAAGCAGGAUGUCCCUCUCACAGGACCCUCACCUCCCCCAGCCGGUCCAGUCUUGUCUUGUUCACUCCCCAUCAGGGUGACUGACCCUGCCUGGCACUGGAAGGUGGUGAGGGAUACCUUCCCCCAGAGGGAGGUGAGAGCUACCCCCCACCUGACAGCAGAGUGUAGGACGCAGGCGGCCGCACUCUGACAGGCAGGACCCUGACCCUCCCAGCUCCCCAGGCCCCUCCAUGGUUUCCCUCCCCACCCACUUCUGUCCCCAGCCCCACUGGCAGAAUCAGCUUUGAGUAACUGUACAUUUUUCUCGCUGUUGGAGAAGACUUAUUUGUUGGAGUUUCAAUUGUUUAAUGGUCUGGGCUUAUUUUGGAAAA